AUGUUUAAGGCUGCCAUCAAAACUUAUUCCAUUCAAAAUGGGUUCGAUUUUGUGUACAAACGCAACGAUAAAAUACGGGUGACAGCGGAGUGCAAACUGAAAUGUGGGUGGCGAAUUCAUGCAUCGUGGUCAAACACGCGAGAUUCCAUUCAAAUUAAGACCUUCAAACCAACACACAAUUGUGGCACCCAUCAUGAGAACAAAAAAGCUGAUGUUAAUUGGAUUUCGAAUCACUAUCUUGAGAAUUUUAGGGAUGACCCCACAUGGACUGAGUAUGCUUUAAGAGAGCAAAUUAAGAGGGACUAUAAUAUUACAAUCCCAAGAUGGGUUGCCUAUAGAGCCAAGAAAAUGGCGAUGAAAAAGGUGUAUGGGAAUGAGGCUGAGCACUACAAAAAUUCUCGAGACUACGCUGCAGCAAUGCAAAGAUGGAACCCUGGCAGCAUGUGUGGUUUGCUAAAAGAUGGACCUAAUUUUCAUCGGAUGUUUGUAUGCUUGGAUGCCUGCAAGAAAGGUCUAAUUUUUGGGUGUAGACCUAUAAUCGCAUUAGAUGGUUGCCACUUAAAGGGCUCAUACGGGGGACAAUUAUUAUGUGCAGUUGGCAGGGAUGGGAAUGAUGACAUGUUCCCAAUUGCAUAUGCUGUUGUAGAAACCGAAUGUAGAGACUCAUGGACAUGGUUUAUGGAUAGUCUUUUGGAUUGCAUUGGCCCUAUUGAGGAGCGUGGAUGGGUUUUUAUGUUUGAUAGGCGAAAGGGACUUGUUGAGACAUUUGAGUCAGUGUAUCCUGGAGUUGAACAUAGGUUUUGUAUCCGACAUCUACAUGCCAAUUUCAAAAGUAAUGGAUGGAAAGGAAGAGCAUUUAAAGAUGAGUUAUUUGGUGCCGCUAGAGCCACAAUAGAAGCACGGUUCAACCACCACAUGAAUGUGAUUAAGGUUAUGGACGAAGAAGCUUUCAAGUACUUGGAAAAAAUUGAUCCACGUUCUUGGUCAAGGCAUGCAUUUGGAACCCAUUGUAAAAGUGAUAUGAUAUCAAACAACAUUGCUGAAUCAUUUAAUUCAUGGAUUAAGGAUGCUAGGGAUAAGCCACUCCUAACCAUGUUAGACACAAUCAGGAGACAAUUGAUGUGUAGGUUUCACACUAAAAGAGAAGGAGCUAAGCAAUCCACUAAUGAGAUUUGUCCCAAGAUACAAAAAAAACUGGAGAGGUCGAAAGAUCUACAGAGAUACUACAUUUGCCAUUGGCGAGAUGGGGUUGUGUUUGAGGUAGACCACUGCCACGAUUCGAGGAGGGUGGUAAAUCUGAGCAAUAUGACAUGUAGUUGUGGUAGAUGGCAACUCAAUGGGAUUCCGUGCCCUCAUGCAUGUGCUGCCAUUUAUGCCGAUCGAUGUACUCCAGAAGACUUUGUGCAUGAGUGUUAUCGCAUGGAUGCAUACAAGAAAGCAUAUGCCCCUUUUAUUCAUCCAAUGCCUGGGCCUGAGGAAUGGCGAAAAGUUACUAUUGACACCAUUCUACCUCCUUUGGUGAGAACUCAACCUGGACGCCCUAGAAAGGUCAGAAGAAGAGCUGAGGAUGAGCCACAACACCCGUAUAAAGUUACAAGGCAAGGGUAUGAUGUGAGAUGUGGUAAUGCAAAGAGGUUGGAGAAUGAGGAAGCUAUUGACCUGGAUUGA
Corylus avellana is the source of this 1668-nucleotide messenger RNA. The record is from RefSeq and is a predicted model, not a curated record. Lineage: Eukaryota; Viridiplantae; Streptophyta; Magnoliopsida; Fagales; Betulaceae.